CAGGCAAGGGGGGGGCUGCCAGGCGAGGGGGGCUCUGCGUGCCCUCGGGUGCUGUCUAGACAGAGGGCAGAGGCGGAGAGGCGGCUGCAGGGCCCACUGACCCUGACACGUCCAGCUCUGGGCGUUUGGCUGGUUGGGCAGGAUGCCAGGCCUGGGCCUGGGGGCCUGGAGCGACAGAAGGUGGGAAGAGCUUCCCACCACGAGUUGGGGUUGUGUGGGGGGUGGAGCUCCGAGAAGACAAGGAAUCCCAGAAGGAUGGCAAAAGGAUCCAGAGCUGAGCUGGGAUGGGAGCACCCAGUGCAGGUCUCUGGCCCUCCUUCCCAGCUUGGGAGCAAAUCAUCCCUCUGUAGUUACUGAGCACCAACUGUAUGCAGCCCCCAGGGCCGGGAGCUGGGUGUUGGGAGUGGUGCAGGAGGGCACCCCUGGUGUGGCAGUGACCGCCCUCCGGUGCACAGGUGGCGUGUGCUGGCUGCAGCAGGGUCGAGAGGCCACGUGCAGCCUGGUGCUGAAGACCGACGUCAGCCAAGCGGAGUGCUGUGCCUCCAGCAGCAUUGACACUGCUUGGUCCAACUUCACUCACCCGGGGAACAAGAUCAGCCUCCUGGGCUUCCUGGGCCUCGUCCACUGCCUCCCCUGCAAAGAUUCGUGCGAGGGCGUGGAGUGCGGCCCCGGCAAGGCAUGCCGCAUGCAGGGGGGCCGCCCGCGCUGCGAGUGCGCGCCCGACUGCGCGGGGCUCCCGGCGCGCCUGCAGGUCUGCGGCUCGGACGGCGCCACCUACCGCGACGAGUGCGAGCUGCGCGCCGCGCGCUGCCGCGGCCACCCGGACCUGCGCGUCAUGUACCCGGGACGCUGCCGCAAGUCGUGCGCGCACGUGCUGUGCCCGCGGCCGCAGUCGUGCGUGGUGGACCAGACGGGUAGUGCUCACUGCGUGGUGUGUCGCGCGGCGCCCUGUCCCGCGCCCUCCAGCCCCGGCCAGGAGCUUUGCGGCAACAACAACGUCACCUACAUGUCCUCGUGUCACCUCCGCCAGGCCACCUGCUUCCUGGGCCGCUCUAUCGGCGUGCGCCACCCGGGCAGCUGUGCAGGUGCGGCGCGGAGCGGGGAGCGGUGGCGGGGUCCAGCGUCCCGCCCCUCUCCGCGCCCCCAUUUUUCUUUUCUUCCCCCCCGCUCUGCAGGCGCCCCUGGGCCGUCAAACGCAGAGUCGGAGGAGGAGGAGGAGAACUUCGUGUGAGCCUGUGUGGCCGACUUGGGCCUGGCGUUCAAGGCCUCCCCGCUUUAUUUAUUGCUGCAGCCGAGUCUAAUUUAUGUUCCAUGGACGCUCCCCAGAGCCUGGACCGGGAGCCCCCUGACGAUACGUUGGAAGGAUUGGGGGAGGAGGCCUGGGACUGUGGCUCGGAGCUGCCCAGGAGGACCCCCGCUGCUUCUGCUCUAGGGGAUAACUUAAUUAUCGCUGCCACGGAGAGGGCUGGGGACUCACUCCUGCCGACAAUUAGUGAAGAAGCACCCCAGCCUUCUAGACUACAGACUGGGACUAAGGCCUGGGUGUGUAAGUGAGCCUCAGAACCUGCCCAGGCCUCAAGACAGGCCGAGGAAGCAGCCAUCGUCCCCAGCCAGCUCGAGGACGCCGGGGCUACCUGCCAUCCUGCCCUUGUUUCCCGAUUACGUCCUGUGGUGGCCCCUUAGGAAAACCCAGCUUGUCCCCUGGACAGGGUGAAGGGAGGGGCCGCUAUCUGUGUCUCCUGACACGGGCCUCGGGCCAGAGCGUUAUGUCCAGUGGUGCCCAGUGCACUUAGGGCAGGACCGCGUGGGCACAGGAGCCCCUGCUCACCCACAGGCCCUGGGGUGGGGUGUGUGUGCCAGGACCCACUCCAUACCCUGCCUCCUGGAGCUGCGUGUCUGAGCAGCACACUAGUUUUGGCAGUCCCAUCCGCAGAUGAGGUCUGGAUCAGAACCCCUGGUCCCAUGAGACUGGUCCUUGGCGGAGCCUCAGCCCAGUGCCCAGCUGGACCUUCCUCACCCUGCAGCCGGCUCGGGAGUCUUGACACCAGGCAGGUGCUGGCCUUGGGUAGAGUCUCUGCCUUCUGUCUGGGCUGUUGCUGGGUAAUCCCACCCCGUGACUGUAUGGGGGCCAGAGGCUCAGGCCACACAUCAGGAGCCCCCAGCAGGCAAGAGCACAGCUCCAAGUUUGGGGGAGAGACACACGGGGCCAGCUGUGCUCACCCUCCCCUAGCGCCUCAGAAGUGCCUUACCUGUGACCCUGAGAAGUGCCCUUGGGCUCCCGACAAGGCCAUCUCCCCCAGCCUGGGGUCCUGCCUCACCAAAGAAAUAAAGACUCCACUCUGGAGUGUCCAAGCCUU
Enhydra lutris kenyoni (northern sea otter) is the source of this 2357-nucleotide messenger RNA. RefSeq names its product follistatin like 3. The record is from RefSeq and is a predicted model, not a curated record. Bases 143 to 1231 code for a protein of 362 amino acids. Gene Ontology annotation, biological process: negative regulation of activin receptor signaling pathway; regulation of BMP signaling pathway; cell differentiation. Lineage: Eukaryota; Metazoa; Chordata; Mammalia; Carnivora; Mustelidae. Gene Ontology annotation, molecular function: protein binding; activin binding. The transcript is spliced from 3 exons.